AUGGUGACAGCGGGCGGCAGUAGUGGAUUGUUGCAGGGUUGGUUUGAGGAAUUGCUGAAGGAUAAGGAUGCGGCAGAUAUCACUAGUAUUGGAGAUGAUUUGAGGAAAAAUUUGGAGGAAACAUGGAAGGAAUUAAGCGAGUGGCUCGUGAGGCAGGAGUCUACGGAAAUAGGGAAUUUCUGUGCUGAUACCGUGAAGUAUCCGGGGCAUGCAUGGAAGGAGCAGUAUAUGCAAGUGUUAUGUAACGCCAUAGCCGAAAUAAAAUAUUUCAUGAGUGGAGUGGAAACCCGGCGGACGCAUGAGGGCUCAACGUCGGAUAAACCAGCAGCAGUUACAGAGCUCACUCCUGCUCAAGCUUAUGCACGCUGUGUUGUCGGCGCCGUCGCGUUUUCCACAAUAUACGGUGAUCAUUGCCACAUGGGGGAGGCCAUAAAGAAGGUCGAGGGGGAAUUUGAGGAUAAGAUAAGGGGGCAUCUGAAGGCUAAGGAUGGAAAACCGGACCGUUCGAAACAGUUGGAUGUGUGUAAGGAAAUUAACACUACCGACUUAAUAGUCGGUAAAGCACUUCUAAGCAGUACAAUCAAACAAUGGACGAAGCAGAAGAGGGAUGCGGGGGGGCCGAAGACGGGAGAUUGGAAGUUGGGGAGGCAAUGGCAUAGGUGGAAAAAUGUCUGUCCGCAGGGGAAACCGCACGAUGUAGCAAAGAACAGAGCACGGGAGGAAAAUAAGAACAUUCUAACCUCUUUUGUUAAAAUAGGUCCCCAGGACACCACUACUCCCAGUUCCACUCCUGGUCAACCGUCGGUAUCGGACGUAUUAGUAAAUGACGCCUACACGAUGUCGCCUGACACAUUGCGGGAAGCACUUUCUGCAGCAAUACAGAGUGCCAGUAAUGGUGGUGCUGGUACUGGCACUAUUGACUCCGCUGCUUUAACGAAGGCAAUAAUGGACAACGUAGAGAAGGAAUCUAAGGAAAAUAUAGCUAAAGUAUGCAUGGAAGACAGCAGCAACAGGACAUUUUGCCAACGCUUGGAAUGUGCAAAACAACAUUGGAAAUUAACUAGCACGCAAGCGCAGGGAGAUUUCUGGGAGGGUCACGUUAAGGGGAAGCUGGAAAAACUCCUCCCUGAUACGCCUACUACUACUAAUGAUGGCACUAAUGAUCAUUGUAACAACGGUGGCUUUGAUAAUGCAAAUAAAGCAGCUUGCAAACACAUUACAGAAUUUUUGAAUAAGAUGAACACAACUCAAAAUUCAAAUGGCCCUAACGAACUGUCUAAUCAAAUUAUAAAUUGUCUUUUAUUAAGUGGUUACGUUAAAAAAUUAAAAGAGGAAGCAAAAGAGAAAGGGUUUUGCAGCAUAGAUGAAGGAAUAAAGAAGGCUUUCACAACUGCUGGUAAUAGUGGUAGUGUUCCAUGCCAAUGGAAUGACGACGACUAUGAAAAAUGCUCCAUUACCACAAAUGGCACCGGCCCAACGGAGGCAGUAAAGAACAAAGUGGAUGAAUUGCUCAAGAAGAACGACCAAACUAAGGACCCCAAAAUACAAGAAACCUUGAUUGACUUCAAUAAAGAAAAUAAGUUAUGUGAAUGGGUAAAUUGUGCAGCAAAGCGGUCGGAAGAGAACAACAGUACGAGUGGACACGGGACUGGACAGGAAAAAUUCUGGACGGAAGAUGUUAAGAAAUUAUGGCAAGAAUUAGCAGGGGAAAUGACAGAGAAGGGCAAAACAGAGAACGAAGAAUGUAAUACAAUGGAUGGCAAGAGACAAGGCACUCAUUCUGAGAAGACGGCAUGCAAAUUUUUGCAUGCCGGUCUAAAACAACUGUACGAUCCGACGACGACGGCGUCAACUGGAAACGAUGGUAUCCUAUCUACGAAAUACCCAUCGUCUAGACAAGCGGUGGGUUGUUUUUUACUUCAUGCUUAUGCAAAACACAUGAAAGACAAAGCUGUUUGUGAUAUUGAUGGGGGCAUAAGCAGAGCUUUCAGUUUGUGGCAGGACCCCAGUUCUAAGGCACCUGCUACUUGCAAGGAUAAUGGCAAAACUUGCAUUCCGUGCAAAUGGGCAGAUAAUGCCCAACUGGGCGAAUGCAAAAUUAACACAAAUGGCCCAAAUGGCCCAAAUGGCAGCACAACACAAACGGAAGUAAAGAAGAAAUUGGAGAAAGUGGUAAAGGACAACGACGACAAGGACAUAAAGGACAUGGCAAAGGAAGUGAAUAAAAUGGAUUUAUGUCAACGUGUCCAAUGUGUAACGGCCCGAUGGAACAAACAUGAUAAGAAUAAAAAAAAUGGGGUCCCUCGUACUUGGGAUAAAGUGUGGAAGGCAAUCCCAGAUGAAGUAACCACCUUCGGCACUGCUCUCGCCACCGCCAUAACUACGGAGAACGGACAAUUUCAACAAUACUGCAACCAUCUCCAUGAUAAAACUGGAAGAGACGCCUGUCUCUUCAUAGCAGCAGGAUUACAGAACCUCUACAACACUGCUGAUAAUGGCGAUGCCGUUACGGCAUCGUUCCACAGAACGAUGAAAUGUGUUCUACUGAAUGCCAUAGCAGAUAAAAUGAAGGAAAAACUUCCAUGUAAAGAGGAAAGGAGUGUAACGGACGGUAUAAAUGAGGCUUUUAAUAAGAGUGCUACUAUUAAGGAGGAAAGUACCGGUUGCAAGACUAAUGAUAAGUGCUUUGAGUGUGUUAGGUAUAACAAUCUCUCAAGUUGCGACAUUGGCGAGAGUAAACCAUGUACUGGGGAAGGGAAGAAGGAUUUCUGUCAAGAACUUAAUUGCGUAGUAGAUAAAUGGGGAGAAAGGAAGAAUGGAAGCUCAAGCGGAACGACUACCUGGAGUAUGAUGGAGGAAGACUUCAAGGCGCAGUUAACGAAUUUACUUACCCAUAUGCAGGAGAAGAAAAAACAAGAUCCUGACGGAAAAUACUGCACCGUCUGGAGCGAUAGCGACGCCCACGGCGUCGCUAACAAAAAAGCCUGCCAGCUUGUUGUAGCAGGGCUGCAACAUAUAUCAAAAAUUCAGGAUGAAUAUACGAAGGACGGGGAGGAUAAGAAUGAGAACCCCUAUGAUAACCAAGAGUUUAAACAGGUCGUUUCUUGUUUAAUGUUAAAGGCAGUUGCACAAAAAAUGAAAGAACAAAGUCCUAUUUGUUACAUAGAACCCGGCAUAAGCAAGGCAUUCGAGUUUGCAGACGCCAUUAGAGAGGAACAUUGCCAGAAUGAUAAACCUUGCAUUGUUUGCAAAUGGGACGACAAGACUAAGGACGAACUUGACAAAUGCACCAUUGGCAAGGACAAUGACAAAGUAGAGCCCAAAUUGAAUGACUUGCUCCAAACGAAUGGGACCACUGUCAAUAAUACCCUCGGGGACUUACUUAAAACAGACCAACCCGAGGGGGUAACCCUCUGUAGUCAUCUCCAAUGUUUAGCAUCUCGCGUUCAAGCACUCACUACGUCUAACGGACAAGGACAAGCAGGAACCACCAAUGCGCAAUCAUUUUGGGAGAAGAAUGGCGAAGUAGAAGAACUAUGGAAACAAUUGGCACAAGAAAUGAUCAGAACUGGUACAAACGAGAACACGGAGUGUAAUCAAAUGGAUGAUAAUGGCAAAACUAGAACACCCACCACCCCUGAAAAGAAGGCAUGCAAUUAUUUGCAUGCCGGUCUAAAAGCACUGUACAACAAUAGUCCGACGGCGUCCACGGCGCCGGCGGCGCCGGCGCCGUCGCCAGGCAAGGAGAAAAUCCUGGAUAAGAACCCACUGUUAAGACAAACAGUGGGUUGUUUAUUACUUCAUUCUUAUGCAAAACAUAUGAAAGAAAAAUCGACUUGUGUUGUAGAUUCUGGUAUAGAGAAGGCAUUUAAGGCAUUUAAUGAUAAUAAUAAUGCUAAUUGCAAUGGUGGUUCCAAUGGCAAGGGACAAUGUGUCCCUUGCCAAUGGAAUGAAACCGACUAUGACAACUGCACAAUUACCACAUCCGACGAAACCACACAGACGCCAGUAAAGGACAAAUUAAAAACAGUACUUCCAGACGAUGACCCAACUCUAACUAACACCAUAAAGAAAAUAAAUGAAAUGAAUAAUUUAUGCGAUUACAUUAGAUGCGCCGGACCCAAGUGGUUCAAAAACAAAAAAGAGAUUAAUGCUAGCCCUACGCAUACUUGGUGUGACUUCUGGGAGCAAGACAUCAAGACAACACUGACGAAGAUGUUCCAACACAUGGCCACAGACGGACAGAACAAACCAACGUCAAUCAUUAUUUCCUCAACAUGCCAAGGCUUUGGUGAUGGUAAUCCUGAUAGUGUUGAAAGAAAAGCAUGUAAUCAUAUCACGGCGGGACUGAAAUAUAUAAAAAAAGAAAUAAAUAAUGGUCAUGACCAACUGCUCCAACAAGCAGUUGCUUGCAUUGCUCUUAACAUGUACGCUGAUCAAAUAAAACAAAAAUCUCAAGAGAAAUGUCCCAUUGAUGAAUCUAAAAUAGAAAAAAUGUUUUAUGUUUGGAAUGGAAUUAAUUCUCCAUGUAACGUGGUUAAUAAUAAUGGUUGUUUUAAAUGUGAGAGGGUACCAAGCAAAGACUUUAAUGGUUGCAAACUAAGUGUUGACAGCAAUUUGGUGGAUAAAACAACAAAUGGAAAUUGCAAUACUAACGCAACUGAUGUGAAGAUUAAAAUGGAAGGUCUCCUCGAAGACAAAUCCAACACCAACUCCAUUAAAUCCAACAUAACGACCACCUUAUCUUUUAUCACCGAAAUGGCCUCUUCUUUCUGUACUCAACUCCAAUGCGCAAUAAAAAAAAAACUGAAAAGCAACAAUGGAAAAACACUUCCAAAUGUAACACCACCAUCUUGGAGCGACAUAAACAAAGACGCCGAAGGCGUCUUAACGAAACUUCUAGAACAAAUGAUGCAGUCUAAAAAUCAGGUUGAAGUUAACCAAUACUGCAAAGACAACGAAGAUGAAUGGAAUAAAAUUGGCCAUAAGGAAGGCAAAACAAAUAAAGCAGCUUGUUUGCUUUUUGCUUCAGGAUUGCAACACAUUUAUACCCAUGGUAAUGACCAAAAGAAGGGCCCAUCGUUUGGACAAACGAUGGGUUGUUUAUUUCUUAAAGAAUAUGCAAAACAAUUAAAAGAUUUGGCAAAUAAGAAGAAACAAGGAAAUAGUUGGGUACAUCCUCUUUGUGACAUAGAUUCGGGCAUAAACUACGCUUUUGAAAAAAGUAAUGCCAUUAUGAAUGACACACCUCCAUGCAAUAAUGGUCCUAAUUCUUGUUUUGAAUGCAAAUGGGAAAAUAACGAUUAUGAUAAAUGCAACAUUGGCACUGACAAUGUAAAGACCAACGUGAAACCAUUACUCCAAUCGAAAGAAACCCAUAUGCAAGAAACAUUAGAGAAUACAGUUUGUCCCAUCCUUCUUACGGAUCUCCUUACCCCUUUUCUUCCUUUGGCUCCUGUCUCUAUUGGUCUUUCUGCUAUGGCUUAUUACCUUUGGAAGUAUUUUGGUCCUCUUGGUAAAGGAGGAACACGUUUUAGAAGAUCUCCUGCUGAUAUUCCUGGUCCAUCAGUACAGGAACAGCUCCUCGAUCAUGUGCAGCAAGAUAGUUCACAUGAAUAUCAAUUGGUGAAGGAACGAAAACCUCGUUCUGCUCCAACGAGAACAAAACGUUCUGGUCCCGUGAAUCGCCGCACGAUUAUUGAAAUUCAUUUUGAAGUGUUGGACGAAUGCCAAAAAGGGGACACACAAUUGAACCAGAAGGAUUUUCUGGAACUUUUGGUUCAAGAGUUCAUGGGAUCGGAAUUUAUGGAAGAAGAACAGGUUCCUAAGGAAGACGUUCUUAUGGAACCUGUUCCUAUGGAACUUGUUCCUAUUGAAGGGGUUCCAAGUUUAGGUUCCGGGCUUAUGGUUUAA
Molecule: messenger RNA, 5913 nt
Organism: Plasmodium knowlesi strain H
Lineage: Eukaryota; Apicomplexa; Aconoidasida; Haemosporida; Plasmodiidae
Product: SICAvar, type I
Exons: 12
Coding region: 1-5913 (1970 amino acids)
Source: RefSeq, a predicted model, not a curated record